GGAAAUCAAUAUUCGUAGUAAUAACAUUAAUAAAGACAAAUAUAUUAAGAAACACAUUAAUUGAUAGAAAUCGAAGAAAAUAACUUACUUAGAAAAAUAAAGACGAAAAUUAUAAAGCACUGAAAAAUACUGCCGAAAAUUUGAAAACAAAAAAACAAAUAAAAGAAAUAUAAUUCCUUCCCAGCAUUCUUUUGAGUAAGACGCGCGCGGUUUAGAGAUUCUCCGGAACUCCAAUCCAGAGAAGCAGAAGUAACGGUGGUGGGUUACACAGUUUAGCCAAAUAUAAUGAGUAACGAUAAGUGCUAUAAAUGCAGUAGAACAGGACACUAUGCGCGAGAGUGUCGCAGCACUAUCUCUGGUAUGGGAGGCCGGAGUAAUACCGGCAUGCGAGAUCCGCGAUCUCGAAACAAUACCGGUGAAAAGUGUUACAAGUGCAACCGCUACGGUCACUUUGCAAGAGAGUGCAAAGUGGAGAUCGACCGUUGUUACAAGUGCAACGAACACGGCCAUAUUGCUAAAGAAUGUAAUAAGGAAAUAGAUAGUGAGGGGCCACCGUUUCGUGGCACAGAUGGAACUGGCAACUAUAAGUAUUCUUCGUCAAGAUCAUGUUACAACUGUGGCAAGAGUGGUCACAUCCAGAGGGAGUGCCUGGUGGCCAGCUCAAAACCAUGCUAUCGAUGUGGUGUAGCUGGCCAUAUAGCUCGGGAGUGUUCUGAUGAGCGACGAGAUGACCGCAAGUGCUAUAACUGUGGUAUGACGGGUCACAUCUCCAAGAGCUGUCCAGAAAGUGGCAAGAACUGUUACAAGUGUGGUGAAAGUGAUCACUUGGCCAAGGAGUGUCCUAGUUUAAAUCUAACCCAGUGCUAUACAUGCAGGGCGACAGGCCACUAUGCUAGGGAUUGUAACAACCAGGUGCUCUAAAUAUGCUGUGGAGCCACACACUCCCCCCUCCGAAGUUUUUUUUUUUAAAUAUUUUGUUUUGCGUGCUGCUCUUAGAAACCAACCCAUCCCCCCAAAAG
Molecule: messenger RNA, 1019 nt
Organism: Octopus bimaculoides (California two-spot octopus)
Lineage: Eukaryota; Metazoa; Mollusca; Cephalopoda; Octopoda; Octopodidae
Molecular function (GO): zinc ion binding; nucleic acid binding
Source: RefSeq, a predicted model, not a curated record